UUAACAAUGGAGGGUUCAUCAAAACCAAGCCAAGGUUCUCAGUAUGUAAACCGACAGCUUAUUACACCAGUGAAACUACCUCAAAGAUCACAACAACCACCGAGCCAAACCCUUUUCAAAAUGAGCUCCCCUACUGAUGAUGGUGAUGAAGAAAAUCAACAUACUGACUUAGAUAUUGUAACAAGUUCAGGAGGUGGAGGAUCCAGUAGCCGUCGUCCUAGAGGAAGACCACCAGGCUCAAAAAACAAACCCAAACCGCCUAUAAUUAUUACCCGUGAUAGUCCCAAUUCUCUUCGAUCACAUAUUUUAGAAAUUACUGCUGGAGCUGAUAUCAUUGAGAGUAUGUCGAGUUAUGCUAGACGAAGAGGUCGAGGGGUUUGUGUUCUCAGUGGUAGUGGAACAGUUGUUAAUGUAACUCUGAGGCAACCAGCAACCACGUCUCCACCGGGAAGUGUUGUUACGUUGAAUGGAAGGUUUGAGAUAUUGUCUUUAACUGGUACGGUGCUUCCUCCUCCUGCACCACCUGGUUCCGGUGGAUUGACAAUAUUUCUGGCAGGUGGGCAAGGGCAGGUGGUGGGAGGUAGUGUUAUGUCACCACUGGUAGCUUCAGGAACGGUUGUUUUGAUGGCGGCGUCGUUUGCUAAUGCAACGUAUGAGAGAUUGCCGUUGGAAGAGGAAGAGGAUGAAGAAAAGGUGAAGAAGGAAUCACCUGAGAAAUCUGUUCAACCAACCGCAUCACAAUCGUCUGAUAUUACUGGAAGUGGUUGCGGCGGCGGUGGUGGAGUCUCAUUUCAAAAUUUGGGAGGGAAUUAUCAGUUUCCAACAAGUGAUCUUUUUGGAUGGGGUACUACUGGCGGUGGUGGUGGUAAGGGUCAUGGCAACGGAAAUGGUAAUGCUGUUAGACCUAACUUUUGAUGAAAGAAUACAUAUCUAGUUAAAGAUGAGAUGAAGUUUAAACAGUAGAUACUGUUUUAUGCUUUUAGUUAUUAAGCUUCAUUUUUCAUCAUACUUUUGGGGUUCAUUUUGUAUACUUGUAAUAUGAGCAAUGGAGAAGAAUUUUCUUCUUCUUUUUCUUACCGAUGAAAUUGUCAAGUACAGUAUUAGUUGUCUUCUAAUGUCUCUAUGCUUAAACUUAACUAGUACUCGGAAAACUUGAACUUAAUGUUCAACUUAGGCUUUAAUUCAGAAUCUCUGUUUCUUGUUAAAAUGGGUCUUAUUUCUGCA
Papaver somniferum (opium poppy) is the source of this 1224-nucleotide messenger RNA. RefSeq names its product AT-hook motif nuclear-localized protein 25-like. Lineage: Eukaryota; Viridiplantae; Streptophyta; Magnoliopsida; Ranunculales; Papaveraceae. Gene Ontology annotation, molecular function: DNA-binding transcription factor activity; minor groove of adenine-thymine-rich DNA binding. The coding region runs from base 7 to 915 and encodes 302 amino acids. The record is from RefSeq and is a predicted model, not a curated record. The transcript has a single exon. Gene Ontology annotation, cellular component: nucleus. Gene Ontology annotation, biological process: vegetative to reproductive phase transition of meristem.